Molecule: messenger RNA, 1440 nt
Organism: Schistosoma bovis
Lineage: Eukaryota; Metazoa; Platyhelminthes; Trematoda; Strigeidida; Schistosomatidae
Source: the annotation of a GenBank genome assembly
AUGAAUGAUGAUGAUGAUGAUGAUGAUGAUGAUGAUGAUGAUGAUGAUGAUGAUGAUGAUGAUGAUGAUGAUGAUGAUGAUGAUGAUGAUGAUGAUGAUGAUGAUGAUGAUGAUGAUGAUGAUGAUGAUGAUGAUGAUGAUGAUGAUGAUGAUGAUGAUGAUGAUGAUGAUGAUGAUGAUGAUGAUGAUGAUUAUGAUGAUGAUGAUGAUGAUGAUGAUGAUGAUGAUGAUGAUGAGUAUGAUGAUGAUGAUGAUGAUGAUGAUGAUGAUGAUGAUGAUGAUGAUGAUGAUGAUGAUGAUGAUGAUGAUGAUGAUGAUGAUGAUGAUGAUGAUGAUGAUGAUGAUGAUGAUGAUGAUGAUGAUGAUGAUGAUGAUGAUGAUGAUGAUGAUGAUGAUGAUGAUGAUGAUGAUGAUGAUGAUGAUGAUGAUGAUGAUGAUGAUGAUGAUGAUGAUGAUGAUGAUGAUGAUGAUGAUGAUGAUGAUGAUGAUGAUGAUGAUGAUGAUGAUGAUGAUGAUGAUGAUGAUGAUGAUGAUGAUGAUGAUGAUGAUGAUGAUGAUGAUGAUGAUGAUGAUGAUGAUGAUGAUGAUGAUGAUGAUGAUGAUGAUGAUGAUGAUGAUGAUGAUGAUGAUGAUGAUGAUGAUGAUGAUGAUGAUGAUGAUGAUGAUGAUGAUGAUGAUGAUGAUGAUGAUGAUGAUGAUGAUGAUGAUGAUGAUGAUGAUGAUGAUGAUGAUGAUGAUGAUGAUGAUGAUGAUGAUGAUGAUGAUGAUGAUGAUGAUGAUGAUGAUGAUGAUGAUGAUGAUGAUGAUGAUGAUGAUGAUGAUGAUGAUGAUGAUGAUGAUGAUGAUGAUGAUGAUGAUGAUGAUGAUGAUGAUGAUGAUGAUGAUGAUGAUGAUGAUGAUGAUGAUGAUGAUGAUGAUGAUGAUGAUGAUGAUGAUGAUGAUGAUGAUGAUGAUGAUGAUGAUGAUGAUGAUGAUGAUGAUGAUGAUGAUGAUGAUGAUGAUGAUGAUGAUGAUGAUGAUGAUGAUGAUGAUGAUGAUGAUGAUGAUGAUGAUGAUGAUGAUGAUGAUGAUGAUGAUGAUGAUGAUGAUGAUGAUGAUGAUGAUGAUGAUGAUGAUGAUGAUGAUGAUGAUGAUGAUGAUGAUGAUGAUGAUGAUGAUGAUGAUGAUGAUGAUGAUGAUGAUGAUGAUGAUGAUGAUGAUGAUGAUGAUGAUGAUGAUGAUGAUGAUGAUGAUGAUGAUGAUGAUGAUGAUGAUGAUGAUGAUGAUGAUGAUGAUGAUGAUGAUGAUGAUGAUGAUGAUGAUGAUGAUGAUGAUGAUGAUGAUGAUGAUGAUGAUGAUGAUGAUGAUGAUGAUGAUGAUGAUGAUGAUGAUGAUGAUGAUGAUGAUGAUGAUGAUGAUGAUGAUGAUGAUGAUGAUGAUGAUGUUUUCGAUGAAGCAUGA